AUGAUAUAUGUUGUUGAGUUCCAGAAACGGGGGUUGCCGCACGCUCAUUUCCUUGUUAUCCUUAAACCCAAUUCUAAGAUUAGAAGCCCUGCUGACUUUGAUAAGUUUGUUUCUGCUGAGAUCCCUCCUCUUGCCAACCCUCACUUGAGGAAGAUUGUUCUUCAACACAUGAUGCAUGGCCCAUGUGGACAACUGAACCCUGAUUGUGCGUGCAUGAAACGGAAAGGUAAUGAGGGGCACUGCAAGUAUGGAUAUCCGAAAAAAUUUGCUGCCGAGACAACUAACAGCAGCGAUGGAUACCCACUUUAUAAAAGGAUAGAUACUGGAGAAAGUGUUUGUAUUCGCAGGGUUAAUAUGGAUAACAGGUCAGUUAUUCCGUAUAACCCGUACCUAUCAUCACUUUUUGAUUGCCACUUAAACGUUGAGGUUUGUUCGACCAUAAUGGCAGUCAAAUACCUGUACAAAUAUGUGUACAAGGGCCAUGACAGGAUCUCAUUCAACGUGCAGGAUGGUAGCACUGCUAUUGUUGAUGAGAUACAACAGUACCAGGCUGGGAGGUGGGUUUCCCCGUGUGAGGCAGCAUGGAGAAUUUUCGGGUUCGAUCUGUUUGAGAUGUUUCCAUCGGUGUUGCCUCUGCAAAUACAUCUGCCUAACUUGCAGACAAUCCAGGUAAUGCCUCAUGAGAAUUUAGACGAGAUCAUUUUAAAUGAUAAAAGAUCUCGAACUCAACUUACAGAAUUCUUUAGGAUGAAUGCUGCCACACCUGAUGGAACGGGCUAUACAUAUGCAGAAUUUCCAGAGCAUUAUAAGUGGGAGGGUAAAGAAUGGAGAAAAAGAAGCAACAAGACCGUUGUUGUUGGCAGGCUCACUUUUGUAGCACCUGCUGAAGGGGAACGUUACUUCCUCAGAUUAUUACUGAUGCAUGUGGAUAGCCCGCGAUCCUUUGAUCAUCUCCGAACUGUUGAUGGAUAUAAGUGUGCCACUUUUCAGGAGACAGCUCUGCGGCUGAAAUUGCUAGAGGAAGACAACGCUGUCGACUUGUGCUUAGCUGAAGCGUGUGAAGUGCAAAUGCCGACUGCAUUCCGACAGCUCUUUUCAACAGUGCUGAUCUUCUGCCAGCCAAGUGACCCCAAUGCCCUCUGGUUAAAAUACUACGACGCUCUCUCUGAAGAUUAUAGGCACCAGUAUCCGAGUUCUGAUAGCAGGUCAAGGGAGCUCACUGUUAGAUCUGUUGAGAAAUCUCUUGAAGCAAUGGGGAAAUCAUUUAGAGACUUUGGCCUACAACAUUUAAAUGAUUUUCAAGAUGAAGAGUUCAGGCGAACAAAAGACAUUAUCGAUGCACUUGAUGCACCGAUACCUCGGGACUGUAUUGAUGCCCGUAACACAUUAAACCAAGCACAGCAGGAGGCAUUUGACAGCAUUAUUGACCACGUUCUUAAAGGGAAACCUGGUGCAUUCUUCAUAGACGGGCCCGGAGGAACAGGUAAAACCUUCCUAUACAAUGCUCUCUAUGCAGAGGUUCGUUUGAUGAACAAGAUUGUCCUACCAACUGCGACAUCUGGAAUUGCAGCAUCAAAUAUACCUUCUGGGAGGACUGCUCACUCUCGGUUUAAAAUACCGAUAGAUUCUGAUGCUUCCCUUGCUUGCGAUGUUCCUAAACAGGGCAGUCUUGCAUGUUUACUAAAAGAGACAUCGUUGAUUAUUUGGGACGAAGCUUCAAUGGCAAGGAAAGAAAAUGUUGAGUCAUUAGACAUGCUUCUACGAGACUUGUGUGAUGAGAAUACCCUUUUUGGUGGCAAGCUUGUGGUUUUUGGUGGCGACUUCCGUCAGGUCCUGCCCGUCCUACCCCGCAAAACACAGCGAGAAGCUGUUGCUGCUAGCUUAGUGAGUUCUGUUCUUUGGCCUUGGUUCAUUAGGUUCAAUCUCACUGAAAAUGUUCGGGCAAGAGAAGAUCCCUACUUUUCUGCGUUUUUGCUUUCUCUUGGAAAUGGUGAGCUGCAAACCGGCGAGAAUGACCUUGUGCAAUUGCCAAUGCAGAUAGUACACCCAUCUGAGGUCGCUUCUGAUCCUAUUGCCGAACUUACUGCAAUUGCAUUUCCCGAGGUAGAUGUUUGCAGGUCCACCCCAGGCAAUUUCACAACAACGGCUAUACUGACCCCCCUGAAUGAAGAUGUUGAUGAUAUCAAUGCUACCCUGAUAGACAAAUUCCCUGGAGAAUCUGUUAUGUACAGGAGUUUUGAUACAGUUCUUGAUGAUAAUAGCGCGAUCUAUCCUCCUGAAUUUAUACACACCCUCUGCCCAGGUGGAAUGAGCCCAUACAAGCUCGUCUUGAAGAAAAAUUGUCCAGUUCUUCUGCUUCGCAAUAUCCUGCCUUCGUCUGGCCUGUGCAAUGGGACACGUAUGAUAUGCAAGAAUUUCUACCCGAAUCUGAUUGAAUGCAUGAUCACGACUGGGCAGCACAGCGGAAGCCAUGUUUUUAUACCCCGAAUUAGGCUUCGGCCGUCUGCAUCUUCCAAUUAUCCUUUCCAAUUUCAGAGGAAACAAUUCCCUAUAAAACUAAGCUUUGCAAUGACGAUAAACAAGUCACAAGGGCAAACACUAAGCCAAGUCUCCAUCUAUCUUCCCCAGCCGUGUUUCUCCCAUGGUCAGCUUUAUGUGGCAUUGUCUCGUGCUAGAAAAGCAUGUAACGUCAAAGUUGUUUCAAAACAAUCUCCGGGACACCAACCUGAGCACCAUGUUAGAAAUGUCAUCUCUUAUGAUGUGCUUAGAUUAGCCGCUUGCUUUGUUAUUAUUCUUGUACGGCUUACUGUAACCAAACAUGUUCAUGCCAUGCAGUUGUUGCUCCUUUUUGUGCCUUUUGGUUUGUGCUGCAAAUAUGCCCGUGAAAAACAGCCCACCUGUGUAGAAAAUCAUGCAAGCACAUGCAUUCUAAUGUCAUCUGCAGAUCAAGAAAUUUUUGGUGUUCAUAUAUGCCAAGUGAGGGCUCUGAUAGCUCAUACAACCUCAUAUUAUUCUUUCUUAUUUUGUGAGUCCCUUUGUGUUCUACUCUCAUUAUUAAAGCACCUAAGCUCAAGCGAUUGGGUGACACUAAAACCAGUGUUAUUAGGUCGUUUAAAUGCAAGUCCUUAA
This is a messenger RNA of Spinacia oleracea (spinach), 3129 nucleotides long. RefSeq lists its product as uncharacterized. The record is from RefSeq and is a predicted model, not a curated record. Gene Ontology annotation, biological process: telomere maintenance; DNA repair. Bases 1 to 3129 code for a protein of 1042 amino acids. Gene Ontology annotation, molecular function: DNA helicase activity. The transcript has 4 exons. Lineage: Eukaryota; Viridiplantae; Streptophyta; Magnoliopsida; Caryophyllales; Amaranthaceae.